Molecule: messenger RNA, 4338 nt
Organism: Plectropomus leopardus (leopard coralgrouper)
Lineage: Eukaryota; Metazoa; Chordata; Actinopteri; Perciformes; Serranidae
Product: immunoglobulin superfamily member 3-like
Cellular component (GO): membrane
Source: RefSeq, a predicted model, not a curated record
GACACAGAUUGUCACACAGAGAUCGACUUAAAGCUUAAGCACAACUGCAAUGGUGUGUUACUUCUGAGGCAGGUUCAGGAUGAAGAGUUCCCUGCAAUUUUGUGUGAGGGCCAAUUUGCUCUUUUGUCUGGGGCUACUUCUGCACUGCGGAGAAGCCAAAGUGCACACUGAAGCAAAGGCUGGGCCUCUGUAUCGCGUUGUGGGCACUCCACUCUCCAUCUCCUGCAACGUGAGCGGCUUCACCAGUGCCAGCACUAGAAAAGAAUUUGAAUUCCGUGUAAAAAAGCCUGCAAGGCCUACACAUGAGCUCAACGUCAUCAGCACCGGGGACAAGUUCUUCCCCUAUGCCAUGUAUGGGAGCCGCGUGAUGAGCAAGGAAAUCACUCUAACACAUGUGACUCCAGAAUCAGUCUUCUUUGAGAUACAAAAGCUGGAGAAAAACGAUGAAGGAGAAUAUGAAUGUACUGUAGUCAACCCGGUAUCUGUUUAUGAUGGAACCUACAGCGCUAUGACAACAGUGAAAGUGAUUGACAACUCCCUCAGUGUUUCAUCACCUGCCUCCACCUCGCUGAGCUAUAACGAGGGUGAUGCUCUCACUUUAACAUGCCAAGCCUCCAGCAACACCAUCCAGCACACCCAUCUGUCUGUUGCCUGGUUUCUCCGCAAAGACGGCGCGGACGAUCCUCAGCUUAUCAUUUCUCUGGACAGACAUUUCACACUGAGCCCAGGCCCAGGGUUUGAAGGGCGUUACCAAGCUGGACUCAUAAGGUUAGAUAAAAUGGGAGAUGCCACGUACAAGCUAAACAUUGCACAGCUGGAGCUGUCAGAUCAAGGCAGGAUCUACUGUCAGGCUCAAGAGUGGAUCCAAGAUCCUGACCGCUCCUGGUACACGAUCUCACAGAAAGAUGCAGAUGAAACCACCCUGACUGUCAAAGCAAGAGAGGUGGCACAAGACACGUCAUCACUGGCGGUAAGAAUCUCGGCCCAGUCCGCUACUCUGCAGGACGGGCAGGAGCUGUUACUGUCUUGUAGUGUGAACACACAAAACCUGGAGGAAAAGUUCUUCUCUGUCGCCUGGCUCAAGGGAAGUGUUGAGUUGGCCCGUAUCGGCCCUACAGGUAUUCUGUCCGUGGGGCCCGAGUACAGCGGGCGGUUGAAAGAAGGAGAGCUCAGGGCAGCCCGGACAGGGGACAGAGAUUACCGUCUCACAUUGCAGCCAGUCAGAACUGAUGACCAGGGAAAGUAUAUCUGUAGAGCGUGGCUGCAGGACAGAGGCCAGGAUGGUGCCUUUACACAGGGAGUAGCCCAAGACUCCAGCUUCCAGCUGGUCAACAUCUCAGCCACAGAGAGUGGGCUCUCAGUUGAAAUGCAAAACACCAGUGUCAACGAAGGCAACAGGCUGAACCUCACCUGUAAAGUGCACGGGGUCAAAGGUCAGCUCUCUGUCACCUGGCAACGUAAAUCAACAUUGACGUCAACGGCCGUGUUCACCGACGUCAUCGGUCUAAGUCAGGAGGGUGUUAUGGAGAAAGCGGAAGAGUUCAAGAGUCGUGAAGUAAAGGCAAUGCGUCCAACAAUCGACACCUUCACCCUCGAGCUCGAUGAAGUCACGGCUUCAGAUUCAGGAGUCUACAAGUGUGCCGUGUCUGAAUGGAAAAUCCACAGCAAGACCAACAGCCACUCUCAGACUGCAACUGUGACAGUGGCUCCUACGGAAUCCUUUCUGAAAGUGAAUCUGUUAAGUCGCAAGUCCAUGGUGACUAUGGGUGAAAAUGUGAUGUUGAUGUGCCGGGUGAUAGGACCACGUGUACCAAUAACACUCACCUGGAGCCUGCAGCGGGACGCCUCAAACAUAGAUAACAUCCUGACACUGUACUCUGAUGGUGUUAUCAGCUGGUCAGGAAACCAGAACCGCUACCAGCUGAAAGUAGAAAACCAACAGAAUGGAGCAGUUUACUAUCUGCUUAUCAACGGUGCGAGCCACAGGGAGGCAGGAAGGUACCACUGUAGGGCAUCUGUUUUCCUGGAAAAUGUGUAUAAGAAGCUGCCUCCAUCCAACCAGCUGGCUGUGGUGGUGCAGAACCCAGUGAGCAAGCUCAUCCUUACUCCCACCCCCGCCUUGACAAGAAAUGUCAACACAGAUAUAGAAAUGAAAUGCUCAGUUAAAUCAGAUCUCUCUGCAUACUCUCGCUAUGCUGUGACCUGGCUGCUCCAGCAACAGGGAGAAAAUAAGACCAUUGUGAGCUCGGACCGGGAUGCCCAGGUGACAUUUGGACCCCAGGUACAGCUGAGCCACAGACAGCGAAUCAGCACCAAGCGCACCGAGGGCCCUAGUUUUGAGUUGAAUAUUCGCCAAGCUCGACUCUCAGACAGCGGCUCAUACGUAUGUGAGGUGGUGGAGUGGCUUCAAGAACCUGAUGGUGACUGGUAUCCCCUCGCACCAGUGUCCACAACUACAGAGCUAACAGUUAUUGAGCCUACCAAUGACCUUAGAUUAGACAAAUCAGAGCAGCCGGUGACCACCAUGGAGGGAGACGAGGUCGAGCUCCAGUGUAACAUCAUCACAGGUGCAUCCGGUCCUUCUUUUUUCUACAAAGUCGCUUGGCUCUACACUGGACAGGAUUCGUCCGUCUCGAAUGCCCUGGUGGAGCUUGACCACACGGGCCUGCUCAGUUACCCAGAAAACCGGGAGCUCAGAGGCCUGCAGGGGAGGCUUCGUCUCUCCAGGCCCACUCAGAGCAGCUUCUACCUGGGGAUUCAGACGGCCAAUGAGGGUGAUAGUGGGACCUACCAGUGCCAGGUGGAGCAAUACCAGCUGGAUCACGAGGGUCAGUGGCAGCAAAAAGCCUCUGACAGCGCUGGCCCUAUCGAGCUGACUGUAAAUGUUACAGAGAAAAACCUGUCCAUCGAAAAGGGUGAAAAGAACUUAAAUAUAAGCAGAUCCCACAGUUUCACUAUCCCCUGUCAUAUCAUCAAACAAUCCAGCAGCCAAUCUGAGUUCCAGGUCAGGUGGUUCUGGCAGAGAGAGGGACAAACUCAACAACGCCCCAUAUUUACAGCUUACCGUAACUCCACGCUAGAAGACAUGUUUGGGAAGGAUAAUCAGCUCAGAUUUCGCCACCCUGUGCCCAACCAGUUUACCCUUACAGUCUUGAAACCAAGUCCUGAAGACAGUGGUAUUUAUUUCUGUGAGGUAGAAGAGUGGCUCCCAUCUCUGUCCCACGGGUGGAGGAAGGUUGCAGUGGAAUAUUCGGGAUAUUUGACUGUUAAUGUCUAUUCAGAGGGAGAUGUUAAACCUGUCUCUGAGUCAGCGUGCGAGUCAGAUAUCUGGAUGGGCAUUCUCAUAGCUAUAGCCGUCUGCUUGUUGUUGAUCAUAUUCCUACUGUUUCUGAAGAUAUGCUGGAGCAAGAUCUCAGAAAGAAAGCAGUCGGGCGAAACUCUGUGGGCAGAGCAACAUCCUCUGAACACCAAACCCAGUGCAGAGAACUGAACCCUUCAGACCAGAAGAGAAGAAAAGAGAGAAAAAAAUGCACUUCUAUUUUUAUGUGCAAUGUAGUAUAAGCAGUAUUUUAUGCAAUUAUUCAAGCUUGUGCUGUAUAUAUAUAUUUUUAAAUUCAUUUUUAUUCAAAGUUCAAUAAUUCUUUUUUUAAAUGAGUGUGUUAAUAAACUCCCAUAAAAAGUUUGAAUGUUUCCCUCUGCACAGCUGGGGAUAAUUUUGCCUUUAUGAAUUAAUGAAAUUCAUUAAACCUUUAAAAUUAAACAGGCACUUUUCAUUUUCCAGCUAAAACUUCUUUGCAUAAUCGCCAGCUUCUUACUGCCUGCAAUGGACAGUCGAGCUCUGCAGGAGAUCAACUUUGUGGCUUUGCACCUACAAGGCAACACACUCAGACUGACAGAUUCCUUUUUAUGUAGCAACACACCAGGCAGCUUGAUACGAUGUCUUUGAUGGGGAGAAGUCAAAGCACAUAGCAUGUCUAAGGGUGCAGCUGAGCACGACAUGUGGAAAGUUUUUAAACUUUUUUCAGUAAGUAGCACGGUGGUGAAUCAACCAGGAAGUGCUCUGUGGUUCUGCAAGAGCACACGAUGACUGCGUGGUCUGCAAAUGUGCUGCAAUGUGUGUGUGGCCAGCAUUUGGGCAGACAGUAGUCACGCCAUUCUUACAGAGGUUACAUUCGUACAGUUAAAGAAGAAAACUGCUACAGCAAACAUUUCAUGUUUGUGACUCUGGAUGCAGAGUUUCACUUACAGAUGCAGUGUGACAGCUGUGUGUGUUAACAGUGUUCUGAAACAUUUUUCAUUGUUUAGACUGAUUUGAAAUUAAACAGUCACCAUGAGAAA